This is a messenger RNA of Hirsutella rhossiliensis, 1794 nucleotides long. RefSeq names its product replication protein A OB domain-containing protein. The record is from RefSeq and is a predicted model, not a curated record. Gene Ontology annotation, cellular component: nucleus. NCBI's taxonomy places the organism in Eukaryota, Fungi, Ascomycota, Sordariomycetes, Hypocreales, Ophiocordycipitaceae. The transcript has 4 exons. Gene Ontology annotation, molecular function: DNA binding. Bases 1 to 1794 code for a protein of 597 amino acids. Gene Ontology annotation, biological process: DNA repair; DNA recombination; DNA replication.
AUGGACGCCGCAUCUGCCCUCUCCCGAGGCGCUCUAGAUGCCAUAUUCAACGACCCCGACAAGGCCGCAAAGCUCUUCCCCGUCCCCGUCAUGCAGUGUCUGCAGGUCAAGCAGAUGGCUCCCUCUGCCCAGGGCGGCGACCGCUAUCGCCUCGUCAUGAGCGACGGCCAACACUACGUCCAGACCAUGCUCGCCACCCAGGCAAACCACGUCGUCCACGAUGGCAAGCUGACGCGAGGCUGCCUGGCCCGCGUCAAGCAGUAUACCCCCAACAACCUCAAGGGCAAAAACAUCCUCGUCAUCCUCGACCUCGAAGUCAUCGAGUCCUUUGGUGUCCAGGAGAAGAUUGGCGAGCCCGUCGCCGUCGACUCCAAGGGUCCCGCUGAAUCAACAAUCGCCGGCAACGACUUUUACGGCGCCAAAAAGGAAGAGCCCAAGACGCAGCAGUCGAUGCCCUCGCGGCCCGCCACCCACGCCGGCGCCACCAUUUAUCCCAUCGAGGGCCUGUCGCCCUUUGCCCACAAGUGGACCAUCAAGGCCCGCGUCUCGCUCAAGUCGGACAUCAAGACGUGGCACAAGGCCACGGGCGAGGGCAAGCUCUUCAGCGUCAACCUCCUCGACGAGAGCGGCGAGAUCAAGGCCACCGCCUUCAACGACCAGUGCGACGCCUUCUACGACGUCCUGCAAGAGGGCUCCGUCUACUACAUCUCCAGCCCCUGCCGCGUCAACAUUGCCAAGAAGCAGUUCACCAACCUGCCCAACGACUACGAGCUCACCUUUGAGCGCGACACGGUCGUCGAAAAGGCAGAGGACCAGACAAGCGUGCCCCAGGUGCGCUUCAACUUUUGCACCAUCCAACAGCUGCAGGGCGUCGAAAAGGACAACACGGUCGACGUCAUCGGCGUGCUCAAGGAGGUGGGAGAGGUCAGCGAAAUCACAUCCAAAAAGGACGGCCGGCCGUUUCAGAAGCGCGAGCUCACUCUCGUCGACGACACGGGCUACUCGGUGCGCGUCACGGUAUGGGGCAAGACGGCAAACUCGUUUGAUGCAAAUCCCGAGUCCGUCGUGGCCUUCAAGGGCACAAAGGUGUCCGACUUUGGCGGCAAGAGCCUGAGCCUGCUGUCCUCGGGGACCAUGACGGUCGACCCCGACAUUCCCGACGCCCACCGACUCAAGGGCUGGUACGACUCGGCCGGCCGCACCGACACCUUCUCCACGCACCAGGGUCUGGCCACCAUGGGCGGCGCCACGGGGCGCAAGGACGAGAUCAAGACGAUUGCGCAGGUCAAGGAGGAGAACCUGGGCGUCGACGACAUGGCCUACUACUCCAUCAAGGCCACCAUUGUCUUUGUCAAGCAAGACAACUUUUGCUACCCGGCCUGCUCGUCACAGGGCUGCAACAAGAAGGUGACGUCGAUGGGCGACGGCACCUGGCACUGCGAAAAGUGCAACGUCUCCCACGACAAGCCCAACUACCGCUUCAUCAUGUCGCUCAACGUGGCCGACCACACCAGCCACCAGUGGCUCAGCUGCUUCGACGAGACGGGCAACAUGAUCUUUGGCAAGACGGCCAACGAGCUUAUGGAGCUCAGGGAGAAUGACGAGGUCAAGUUCAUGGCGGCCUUUGAGGAGGUGAAUUGCAAGAAGCUGAGUUUCCGGUGCCGGGCCAAGAUGGACAAUUACGGGGACACGCAGAGAGUGCGGUACCAAGUCAUGAAUGCGUCCUUGCUGGACUUCAAGGCGGAGGGCAACAAGCUGGCGGAGAUGAUCAAGCAGUUUGACAUGAACUCGUAG